GCCUGCUCCCUAGAAGGAGGGCGCUAACGACUACACAACGAUGCCAUUAUUUCUACCACUUUUGUAGCCUUUUUUCCACGGAAGACACGGCACCAAUGACAGACCAGUAUGUGAGAAGAACGGACUACUACACGUGUAGCUAUUUCAAGGAUGCCAUUGCUCAACGUCACAAUGAAGCAGUCUUUACAACCUGUACAACCUUGUACAGAAAAAAAAGCACCUGAAGAGCCUUAAUGAAUAUUCAGCACUGUGGACAAAUGGAGCACGCGAUACAAACCACCAAUAGAUUAUUUCCGAUCCUGACCACAACGCUUUCACCUUGAGCCUCAACUGAUUCAUAUUUCCCCUCUUUUUCGCAUUGUGGUUAUAAACAUAUCACUCUAUCUCCCCAGUUCAAAGACCUCUCACGUCUACCCUCCUUCUGUGCCACGGGACCCUCACAGUGCCUCUCAGAAGGGAAAUGCCCGUCUUGCUCAAUGCCGAUGCCUCCUUCAGCUCCAAGCAGGAGCUGCUGGACCUACAGGACUGCCCUCUCAGCGGCGUUCCCUCCCUGGACACCCCCAGCCCCCCAGACUCCCAAACAGGCAGCCCAGUAGGCUCAGGCCCCAGGAGCCCUCUCAGCCCCGGGGCCGAUGGCCCUGUUCGGCCCCACAUUUUCACCGGGGCUUCCACACUCCCCGGGCAGCUGUACGGAGUGGAAACAAGACCGCAUGCAGAGACCCCAAUGGGAUUAAAGCUUAUCCCCACCGACUCGGAUCAGCUAUGUGGCUGGGGGGCUCUGGCGCCCAAAGCUGUCCAAGUGUUCAACACCCCUCGUUGGGUGCUGUUCUUCCUUUGCGUGGCCUCGUUCCUCCAGGGGAUGAUAAUCAACGGCUUCAUUAACACAGUGGUCACCUCCAUCGAGAGGCGUUUCGACCUGCGCAGCUACCAGGCCGGCCUCAUCGCCAGCUCCUAUGACAUCGCCGCCUGCGUGUGCUUGGCGUUCGUCAGCUACUUCGGCGGGACGGGACACAAGCCUCGCUGGCUGGGAUGGGGGGUGGUGAUCAUGGCACUUGGUUCUCUGGUGUUUGCCUUGCCUCACUUCACCACGCCCCCUUACCAGGUCAGCUUGACCGAGCCGACAGUGAUGUGCUCCGACAACCGUACCAGCCCGUGCCAGGACAAGGAGGGCGGAGGACUGUCCAGCUAUCGUUUUGUUUUCAUGCUGGGCCAGUUCCUCCACGGUGUGGGCGCUACGCCUCUCUACACGUUAGGAGUCACAUACCUGGAUGAGAACGUCAAGUCCAACUAUGCGCCUGUUUAUAUUGGGAUCUUUUACACAGCGGCCAUUGUGGGUCCGGCCGCAGGCUAUCUGCUGGGAGGAUACUUCCUCAACAUUUACACCGAGAUCCACCUGACGACAGAGAUGACGCCAGAGAACCCUCUGUGGGUUGGAGCUUGGUGGAUCGGCUUCCUAGCAGGAGGAGCAGCAGCUCUGCUGAUAGCCUUCCCCAUCCUGGGCUACCCACGACAGCUACCAGGCUCUCAGGAGUACGUGGCCAUGCGGGUGUCUGAGGCUCACCAGCUUAAGGACGGAAGCCAAGCCACAGCCUCGGACCCUCAGUUUGGCAAAUCGGUCAAAGACAUGCCAAGGUCUGUGCUGCUCCUCUUGAAGAAUCCCCCCUUCCUGUUCCUGUGCUUGGCCGGGGCUACGGAGGCCACGCUCAUCGCUGGCGUGUCCACCUUUGGCCCAAAGUUCUUGGAGUCACAGUUCAGUCUCAGUGCAUCAGAGGCCGCGACAUGGUUUGGAUACAUGGUGGUACCAGCGGGUGGUGGCGGCACCUUCCUGGGCGGCUACAUUGUGAAGAGAUUGAACCUGCGCUGUCGUGGCAUCAUCCGUUUCUGCAUGGUGUGUGCGAUGGUCAGUCUGCUCGCCAUCUUCAUCUUUCUCAUCCACUGCCCCAACGUGCCCAUGGCUGGUGUCACGGCAUCAUACCAGAACGAUGGGGUGGUGAAGCACCAACUGGACCAGUACAAAGACCUGUAUGACAAGCCCGGCAAGCUGCGCCUUAGAAACAGCUCUUCUUUAGAGGAGAGCCUGACCGUGGGCUGUAACGCAGGCUGCAGUUGUGUCAGAGAGCUGUACAACCCGGUGUGUGGAGCAGACGGGGUGAUGUAUUACUCCCCCUGCCACGCCGGCUGCAGCUCCAUCAACCACACCGAACGCUCCACAGGCAAACAGGUGUACUCUGGAUGUAGCUGUGUGGUGGGUAAUGUGUCCUGGGGCGAGGAGGGCUUCGCUCUGACAGGGAAGUGUGGCAGCUCCUGUCACCACAUGCCAGCCUUCCUCUCCUUCCUCUUCAUCAUUAUUUCCUUCACCUUCCUCUGUAGCAUCCCCGCACUCACGGCCACGCUCAGGUGUGUGCCAGACAGCCAGAGAUCCUUUGGCCUUGGCAUCCAGUGGAUUGUGGUGCGCACACUUGGUGGGAUUCCAGGACCCAUAGCAUUUGGCUCUGUGAUUGACAUCUCCUGCUUACUGUGGCAGGAUAAGUGUGGUGAGCAGGGCUCCUGCUACCUCUAUCAGAACUCAGCCAUGAGCCAGUACACACUAGUAGCUGGCAUCAUCUAUAAGGCGUUAGGGACAAUAUUUUUCCUGUUAGCCAGCAUCCUGUACCAGCCUCCUCCAGAGUCGCCUCAGAGCAGCUGUGAGAGCACCGACCACGGACUAGGAGACAUGGGGGACCUGCCUGUCAAAGACCUUCCUGAAGACAGCGUCAUCGUCAACCUGCACGCCAGGUUAUGACAUCA
Molecule: messenger RNA, 2787 nt
Organism: Etheostoma spectabile (orangethroat darter)
Lineage: Eukaryota; Metazoa; Chordata; Actinopteri; Perciformes; Percidae
Gene: slco4a1
Product: solute carrier organic anion transporter family, member 4A1
Exons: 12
Coding region: 461-2782 (773 amino acids)
Biological process (GO): transmembrane transport; sodium-independent organic anion transport
Cellular component (GO): basolateral plasma membrane
Molecular function (GO): protein binding
Source: RefSeq, a predicted model, not a curated record